CGGUGGUUCAGUGGUAGAAUGCUCGCCUGCCACGCGGGCGGCCCGGGUUCGAUUCCCGGCCGAUGCAUCCUUUUAAUUUUGCAACUAUGGACACCCACUAUAGGCAACUUUAUUAACUGUAAAUUCCCGCAGUAAAUUUCUCCAUUAGUCAUACGUAUGUGAUAUUGGUUUACUUCUUGAUUGUUUAUAAUUUGUUAAUUUCCAUAACCAAUUAACUGCAGUGAACUCCAGUGUUUGCCUUUUAGUGUAACGCAAUUAGUCGUAAUUAUUGUAACCAACGUAACCAAUGUGACUACCCUAACUUCUCAGAUAUGGCCCAUGGAACAAGUGGUAACCUCUACAACAUUUCAAUUAAAGUUUUAACAACAAGAACAGUUAAACAGUUAUGUGAUUCGUUAAAUACUUUGAUGAUAUUACCUGCAGAAAAUGGAUUAUUAAGAGACUGGCGAGGACUUUCAGAGCUUCUACAUAUUGAUGUAUCAGUGCUAGAAAAGCAGUCAAACCCAACUGAAAAAUUACUGCAGCUAGCUCAAAGUGAUGAACAAAAAAAUACAAUUGAAACAUUGAUAUCAUGUUUAGAAGCUUUAGAUAGAUUUGAUGUUAUUGAUGACUAUCAAGAAUUGAUUGAUAUAGAUAUAAGGCAAUAUAUUACAAUCAAACAGGAUUCACUUGCUGCAUCAAUAGCACCAGUAUGCCAAACUAAACCAUAUGAUGCAAUGGUGUUAUAUGCAGAGGCUGAUGUAGAUUUUGCAUAUGAUUUGGUUGAUGUCAUGGAGAAGAAUUAUGACAUGAGACUAUUUGUAAAGGAUAGAAAUUUAAUGGCUGGUGAUAAAGAGGUACAGGCAACUAUGAGUGUGAUUGCCGACUUUAGUAAUAAAUUGAUUGUGAUUUUGUCACCUGAUUUUCUAACUAGUCCUACAAAUGAGUUUUUUCUAGAUUAUGCCCAAACUAUUGCUAUAGAACAGCAAACUAGGAAAAUUAUUCCGUGUAUUCUGACGCGAUGCCAGAUACCCAAACAGUUAUUGGGCUUGCACACAUUAACAUAUACAACAAACAGUAGAUGGGGAUGUUUCUGGAACAAACUGGCAGAAGCCAUUGUUAGCAGACAACCUGCAACUUCAAACACAAGAAUACUCGAUUCAGCAUUAACAAAGUUUACCACACCGGAAAUUAGCCAGGAAAACAAACAUCAACUGGCUAAAUGCCCACCUGUAUCAAAUCAUAUUAUUCAAUGCCAAACGCCCUCACUUCAACCCACAAAUUCUGCAUGUGCAUCUACUUCAUCUCCAAAAUUAGAUUCUUGUGACUAUUUAAUAAAUUCUAUAGCAACAGCGUGCAAUAGCACAGACGUUGAAUCGAGAGAAAAAUCUCGGUCAAAAAAGAUGUCGUCGUUUCUUAGCAAUGUGAAAACAAAACUAUUGCCAAAAAGUGCAAAAAAGAAAAACAGCGAAAAGCAAAAGAAGAAAAUCGCGGUUGCCUUAUGAAAACUGUAUGAAUGUAAAUAAACCUUAUAAAUCA
Messenger RNA from Dalotia coriaria, 1518 nucleotides. It is a transcript of the gene Myd88, whose product is annotated as myeloid differentiation primary response protein MyD88. Gene Ontology annotation, cellular component: plasma membrane. NCBI's taxonomy places the organism in Eukaryota, Metazoa, Arthropoda, Insecta, Coleoptera, Staphylinidae. The record is from RefSeq and is a predicted model, not a curated record. The transcript is spliced from 4 exons. Gene Ontology annotation, biological process: positive regulation of canonical NF-kappaB signal transduction; defense response to Gram-positive bacterium; MyD88-dependent toll-like receptor signaling pathway. Bases 312 to 1484 code for a protein of 390 amino acids. Gene Ontology annotation, molecular function: Toll-like receptor binding; TIR domain binding.